Molecule: messenger RNA, 2124 nt
Organism: Trematomus bernacchii (emerald rockcod)
Lineage: Eukaryota; Metazoa; Chordata; Actinopteri; Perciformes; Nototheniidae
Exons: 9
Coding region: 186-1685 (499 amino acids)
Biological process (GO): T cell activation; interleukin-15-mediated signaling pathway; positive regulation of ERK1 and ERK2 cascade
Cellular component (GO): membrane raft; external side of plasma membrane
Molecular function (GO): protein tyrosine kinase binding; MHC class II protein binding
Source: RefSeq, a predicted model, not a curated record
AACAUCAACACAACGCAGACACCGCUAAUCAACACCGGUUACAUGAAUUCACUUUGAGGAGGAGGCAUCAUACUUAACACAGGAAGGAGUUGCAGCAUCUCUCAGCUAAAGCAUUGUUUCAGGAACAUUUCAUCAACAUUUCAUCAGAACAAGAGAUAGAGGAAGCAGAGAGACGGAGAAUCACGAUGGAUGAGUUCCAACAGAUUAAAAUGUCUGUAUUUCUCAUUCUGCUGCUUCAGUUUACAGGAGCUGCAUUUGGACAGCGAUACCUCUAUCUCACUGUCAGAGUUGGAGAUGAAGCCACUUUGCCGUGUAACUAUGUGGCACAUGAUCAGGAUGAAUGUGAUGGUACUACCUGGAUCUUCAGAUAUUCAGGAAGUGCAGUAAUGCUGGUUAAAGGUGGGCAGAUUGGUAACCAUGCUAAAUCAGACAGACUGAGAGUUACAGAGAAAUGUUCUCUGGUUAUAAAGAAGGUCACAGAGGAGGAUGCUGGUCAAUACACCUGCAGACAGAUCAGAUCAGGACAACAAGUUCCAGACUCUUUGGUUGAGCUGUCUGUUGUUACCAUGACUGAACAUCAGGACAAUGAUGAGGUGACGUUACUCUGCUCUGUGGCGACAUAUGGACGGUGUAGACACACAGUGAAGUGGCUUCAGGGUCGAGAUGUGGAUAAAGAAAAAAGAUAUAUAAAGACAUCAAAGUCUUUUUGCUAUGCCUCUGUGACAUUUCUGACUUCUCAUUUUAGUAACACAUCAAGGUCUGAGUUAUUUUCUUGUGAAGUAACAGCUGGUGGCAAAGUGCAGACCUUCAGGCCUCAGUCCUCAGGUGAGGACACAGCAGCAGCAACAGAGAGCGACACCAGAUCAGGUUUCACUACGACAACUUCUGUAAUCAAUGAAGAUGCAACAGGCGCUGCAACUAGACUCGUCCUCUCUGUCAGAGUUGGUGAUGAAGCCAUGUUGUUGUGUAACUAUGUGAAACUUUUUCCAGUCCUAUGUUACGAUACUACUUGGACCUUUGCUGCUUCAGCAAGCACUGUAGAGCUAGUAAAAGGUGGGCAGAUUGGUACAAAUGCUAAAUCAGACCGAUUGAUUGUCUCAGGGAAUUGUUCUCUGGUUAUAAAGAAGGUCACAGAGGAGGAUGCUGGUACUUACACCUGCAGACAGAUCAGAUCUGAGAAAGAUGGUCCAAACUCUCUGGUUAUUCUGUCUGUUGUUACCAUGACUGAACAUCAGGACAAUGAUGAGGUGACGUUACUCUGCUCUGUGACGACAUAUGGAGGGUGUAUACACAAAGUGAAGUGGCUUCUUCUGGGUCAAGAUGUUGAUAAAGAAAACAGAGAUAUAAAGACAUCACAGUCUAUCUGCUCUGCCUCUGUGACAUUUCUGACUUCUCUCUUUAGAGAAGUCAGAAGUGGUUUAGGUUUAAGUUUUUUCACUUGCAAAAUAACUGAAUCCAAAACAGGACAAGUGCAGUUGUUUCCCUUCAGGCCUCAGUCCUCAGGUUGGUGGAGGCCCUUCAUCGUGUCUGUGGGUUUAGCAGCUCUCAUAAUAAUUGUUGUGGCGGUCAACAUAUGGACAAGAACUAAAGAGAAGAAAACACAGAUGGAUGAAAUCACUGUGCGUUAUGAUGUAGAUGAUGGUACAGUGAUCUAUGAAAACAUCAGACCUCCUGAUGGAGUUUGAGCAACACUUCUGCCUCCAUCAGACUCCACUGAUCAACAACGUCUACCUCUAUCAUCAUGUUUCACCUCAGGAGUGGAAGAUUAUACAAUCAUUCUGAAUUACAUAUUAUUUCAUUUUAGUCUUGAUCUAAUAAACCACUGGAUGUCACUGUAAAGAGCUUUUAACUCUUGUUUCCUUUCUUAUAUUGUCUUCCAGCUGAAAGUCUCAGAGCUGAUUUUAAAAUGUAUUGAUUGUUAUUGAAACUACAGCAGCUUGAGCUCAUUUGAAUAUCUAUGUGUUCAGAAUUAUCAUUUUGAUCCUUUUCAUUCUGUUAACAUGUGUUUUGAUGUCCAUGUGAUUGAAUGGGUUUUCAGCAUUAAUGUAGAAAGUACGUUUUAUCUUUGUUAUAUCUGAUACAACAAUAUAAUCUGCAAAUAAAUAAAUGUUAAUCUUAAUUCUA